Molecule: messenger RNA, 282 nt
Organism: Auanema sp. JU1783
Lineage: Eukaryota; Metazoa; Nematoda; Chromadorea; Rhabditida; Rhabditidae
Source: the annotation of a GenBank genome assembly
AUGAUGAUGCUUCUUUUAGCAAUUGAUUCACCGGCAUCUAAUGGACAACGAGGAGUUUGGUAUUCUCAUUUUGAUGGACAAUAUAUCUGCCGACAGAUAAUUCAAUAUCCUUCAUCUGAUCCAAUUCUCUUGAUAGCAGGUAAAGAUGAUGUACAUAUGUGUGAUAGACCGUUAGAUCAAACAGAUUUAACACGUCGAAAAGGUGCUGAAAUACCUCCAGGCGAAUUUGAGAAUGUAUGGGCACACUUUGGUGGAAAGCCGUUACCCAAAUGGACGCCGUAG